Molecule: messenger RNA, 630 nt
Organism: Copidosoma floridanum
Lineage: Eukaryota; Metazoa; Arthropoda; Insecta; Hymenoptera; Encyrtidae
Source: RefSeq, a predicted model, not a curated record
AUGAGAAUCGCCAAAACUCUCGAGCAAAUCAUCCAAAAAACUUUCUCCGUGAGAAAGGAAAUUGGCAAGUGCAAUACUCCCAACACAGGAAAUAAAUGUUCCAUCAGCGAGACGGUGGGCCCGUUCAUUGUUGUCACACCACAAACUCCAUCACUGCGCCAAUCCACUGAAAUCUUGAUUCUCCAUUACCAGAUUAUCGCCAGUUUCGUAGUUGUCACAACUGCAAGUUACGAGCCAGGAGUGACGUACCAUGAAACUCAGAAACCCGUAGAGAUACCUAUUUACAAAAAGUACGCUAUCCCGAUUCCACAUCCUAUACCAGUAUCGGUACAACAGCAAAUCAAAGUACCAAUACCUCAGCCUUAUCAAGUUCAAGUACCUAUACCACAUCCAGUGCCUGUAGUAAUAGAGAAAAAUGUUGAAAUACCGGUGGAAAAAUUAGAACCCUACGUUAUUGAAAAGAAGUUAAGUCUUUUUUAUAUUUCAUCGAGAGUCCCAUUUGUGGUUGAAAAACCUUACGCUGUGACAAAGGAGAUUUCAGUCCCCAUUUCGAUACCAAAACCAUAUCCUGUACAUGUUCCAAUCUACAAACAUGUUUUCCACCAUCAAAGUAAGGGUUGGGAUCGAUAA